AGUGACGGGCUGGCGUGCUGACGCGCGGGCUCAAGCCGAGGCCGAUUCCGCGCCCGCCAUGGCCGACAAAAUGGACAUGUCUCUGGACGACAUCAUUAAGCUGAACCGGAGCCAGCGGGGCGGCCGCGGCGGGGGCCGGGGCCGAGGCCGGGCCGGCUCCCAGGGAGGCCGCGGUGGCGGAGCGCAGGCCGCCGCACGAGUGAGCCGGGGCGGCGGGCCCAUCCGGAACCGGGCGGCCCUCGUCCGCGGCGCGGCGGGCGGCGGAGGCAGGAACCCGCCGGCGCCCUACAGCCGACCGAAACAGCUUCCCGACAAGUGGCAACACGACCUUUUCGACAGCGGCUUCGGCGGGGGCGCCGGCGUGGAGACGGGGGGGAAGCUGCUGGUGUCCAACCUGGACUUCGGAGUGUCCGACGCGGACAUCCAGGAGCUGUUUGCGGAGUUCGGGACUCUGAAGAAGGCCGCCGUGCACUACGACCGCUCUGGCCACCUGGGAACAGCCGACGUGCACUUUGAGCGGAAGGCAGACGCCCUGAAAGCCACGAAACAGUACAACGGCGUGCCUUUGGAUGGCCGCCCCAUGAACAUCCAGCUGGUCACCUCACAGAUAGACACGCAGCGCAGGCCGGUACAGAGUGUGAACAGAGGCGGGAUGACCAGAACCCGAGGGUCUGGAGGCUUCGGCGGCGGCACUCGGAGAGGCGCCCGUGGAGGCAGCCGGGGCAGAGGCAGGGGCACCGGCCGGAGUUCAAAGCAGCAGAUCUCUGCGGAGGAGCUGGAUGCCCAGCUGGACGCUUACAACGCGAGGAUGGACACCAGCUAAAGCACCAGCAAGUCUGUGCGUGGAGCUAGGCCUGGAUGUCGUCUCGCGCUGCUCCCCGAGGGCGGGCUGGCGGGGCCCCGUGGCCAAUGAUGGAGUUGUUUCUUCUGUUUUAAAAUAGGAUUUAAAACUCAUGUAAAGAUUUCUUUUCCUUUUUUUUUCUUUUUUUUAAAAAAUUCUGAAACAGAAAAA
This is a messenger RNA of Myotis myotis, 1012 nucleotides long. Its product is annotated as THO complex subunit 4-like. Gene Ontology annotation, cellular component: nucleus. Gene Ontology annotation, biological process: mRNA export from nucleus. The record is from RefSeq and is a predicted model, not a curated record. Lineage: Eukaryota; Metazoa; Chordata; Mammalia; Chiroptera; Vespertilionidae. Gene Ontology annotation, molecular function: mRNA binding.